This is a messenger RNA of Zootoca vivipara (common lizard), 2931 nucleotides long. RefSeq names its product unc-45 myosin chaperone A (gene UNC45A). NCBI's taxonomy places the organism in Eukaryota, Metazoa, Chordata, Lepidosauria, Squamata, Lacertidae. The record is from RefSeq and is a predicted model, not a curated record. Gene Ontology annotation, molecular function: Hsp90 protein binding. Gene Ontology annotation, cellular component: cytoplasm.
GCGCUCGCGUGACGUCACUAGAGCGCGCCAUGGAGGAGACGGCGGUCCCGGAGCUCCGCCGGGAGGGCAACGAGCUCUUCCAGGCAGGCCGCUAUGAGGAGGCGCUGGCCGCCUACACCCGGGCCCUCAGCCUCUGCCCUGGGGAUGGCGAGGAGACCGACUCGCACCGCGCUGUCCUCCACCGCAACCGCGCCGCCUGCCACCUCAAGCUGGAGGACUAUGUCCAGGCAGAACUGGAUGCUUCUAAAGCCAUAGAAGCUGAUGGGCAUGACGUGAAGAGCCUCUUCCGGCGCAGCCAAGCCCUGCAGAAACUGGGCCGCCUCGACCAGGCCCUCAUGGACCUGCAGAGGUGUGUGAGCCUGGAGCCCAAGAACAAGGCCUUCCAGGAGGCUCUGCGCAACCUUGGCAGCAGCAUGCAUGAGAAGAUGACAGCCAUGUCCCGCACAGACUCCAAAGUGGAGCAGAUGUUUAAGUUGCUGCUCGACCCUGAAGAAAAAGAUCUGGACAAGAAACAAAAGGCAGCUCAGAAUUUGAUUGUUUUGGCUCGUGAGGAGCCUGGUGCUGAGAAGAUUUUCCAGAAUGACGGGGUGCGCCUCUUGCUACAGCUGCUAGAUACAGGUCGGGCGGACACGGUGCUAGCAGCUGUGCGAACCCUCACUGGCCUUUGCAGUGGGCAUCGUUCUCGGACUGCAGUGAUCCUGGCUGAGCUGGGGCCGCAGCGCCUCUUUGCUAUCCUAGAGAUGGAGGACGAGCAAGUCUCGCUGGCAUCCUACAACCUGCUGCAGGUUAUGUUUGAUGCCCUCAAGGAGGGGCUGCAGAGGGACGUGCGUGGCAAGGAGGAAGCUGUGGUCUUGGAUACAUCCAAAGAGCUGAAAUUGCUCCUCAAGCAGCUGCUGGAAGCCCUGACACGGGAGAACAUUUCCUCCUAUGGCCGGGACAGCAUCCUCAACCUGCUGAUCAGUGUGGUGCCCCGGAAGUCGCUGAAGGACCCAAACAAUUGCCUGACCCUCUGGGUCAUUGACCAGGGUCUCAAGCAGAUCCUGGAGGUGGGGGGCACAGUGAGCCACAGUCCUGGGGGCCUGCGGGUGACAGAGAAUACUCACAUGAGCGCAGCCGUCCUCCUCAGCAAGCUCUUCGGGGACCUGAAGUGUGACGGGGAACGGGAGAAUUUUCACCGGCUGUGCGAGGACUAUGUCAGGGGCUGGUUCCAGGACCAUGGCGUCCCUGGGAAAUUGCGGGCCAUCCAGACGGCCUCCUGUCUCCUGCAAGGCCCCUCUGAGGCUGGGAACAGGGUGCUGGAGAUGAGUGGCAUCAUGGAGAGCAUUCUGGCCUUGUGCGCCUCAUCACGGGAGGCCGACCAGCUCGUGGCCGUGGAGGCCCUGAUCCAUGCUGCCGACAAGGCCAAGCGGGCCACCUUCAUCACUGCCAAUGGGGUGACACUACUCAAGGAGAUCUACAAGCACAGUGAGCGCGACAGCAUUCGCAUCCGGGCCCUGGUGGGCCUCUGCAAAUUGGGCUCGGCAGGGGGCACAGAUUUCAGCAUGAAGCAGUUUGCGGAAGGCUCUACCCUGAAGCUGGCCAAGCAGUGCCGGAAGUGGCUGUGCAAUGAGGCCAUCGAUGCCGGCACCCGCUACUGGGCAGCUGAGGGACUGGCCUUCCUCUCCUUGGAUGCGGAUGUUAAGGAGGAGCUCCUGGAGGACAAGGCUGCCCUGCAGGCUCUCUUCUGGCUGGCCAGGUCAGAGAACCGGAGCGUUCUCUUCGCAGUGGCCUCCACGCUGGUGAAUUGCACCAGCAGCUACGACCAAGAGGAGCCUGACCCCCAGAUGGUGGAGUUGGCGAAGUACGCCAAGCAACACAUCCCUGAGAAGCACCCAAAGGACAAGCCAGAGUUCGUGCGCCAACGUGUGAGGAAGCUGCUGGCCGCCGGUGUGGUGUCAGCACUCACCUGCAUGGUGAAGACUGAAAGCCCCUCCCUGAGCCCUGCCUGCCGGGAGCUGAUCUCCAGGGUGUUCCUGGCUGUCGUGGAAGACCCUGAGGACCGAGGGGCUGUGGUGGCUGCUGGAGGCGGGAAGGCACUCAUCCCUCUGGCCCUGGAAGGCACUGAAAUAGGGCAGACGAAGGCUGCGCAGGCCCUGGCAAAGAUCACAAUCACCACCGCCCCUGAGAUGGCUUUUCCGGGAGAACGGAUCUACGAGGUGGUCCGGCCCCUGGUGGGCCUCCUGCACUUGAACCGCAAUGCCCUGCAGAAUUUCGAGGGGCUGAUGGCUCUCACCAACCUGGCGGGGACCAGUGAGCGGCUCCGGCAGAAGAUUGUGAAGGAGAAGGCCGUGCCCAUGAUCGAGGGCUACAUGUUUGAGGAGCACGAAAUGAUCCGCUUGGCAGCCACUGAGUGCAUGUGCAACAUGGCACUGAGCCCAGAGGUUGGGGAGCUGUUCCUGGUGGAGGGCAGUGACCGGCUCAAGCUACUGGUCCUGUACAGCGGGGAGGACGACGAGAGGCUGCAGCGGGCAGCUUCAGGGACGCUGGCCGUCUUGACCUCAUUGCUGCCCCAGAUCUGCUCCCGCAUCCCUCAAGUGACAACUCACUGGCUGGAGAUCCUGCAGGCCCUGCUCCUCAGCCCUGGCACUGAGCUCCAGCACCGUGGGGUGGUGGUAGUGAGGAACAUGGUGGCUGCUGACAAGGAGGUGGCCGAGAAGCUGAUGGAGAGUGAGACGAUGGAGAUCCUGUCUGUUAUGGCCAAGGCCAGGGACAAGCCCCAAAUUGCCCAAGUGGCCCAGGAGUGCCUGGCGCAGGCUGUGGCUUAUGGCUUGAUCAAGCCCAACCCUCCUGCAGCUGCUGAGAAGGAGGAGGAGUGAGAGCUUCCCCCUUCCAACCUGCUUGGGCACACUGCACUGUCGCUGCUGCUGGGCACAGGCACCAGGGCACAGGAGG